AUGUCUGGAACAGCUCUCACUACUUUACAACGCGACAUGUCCAAUAUCAAAUUAGAGCCUUCUACCCAGGACAAUAUCUACGGUUCACAAUUGUGUUUACCCUACCCAAAUGUGCAUACAACUGCUCACAACAAUGAGAAUGAUGGUAAUAGGUCUCCGUGUCAUUGCUCUGAUUCAGAAGACACAGAAUCUAUAACAGGGUCAACUUCGAUUUCUAGUACAUGUUCACAAAAACUCGAGGAACAAAAUGAUUAUAUAGAUCCAGAAUUAUUAUACAAUUAUGAAGAUCCUUUCUGGACUUCAGAUACUGCAUCAAAUCCUGAUCAACCUCUGAUACCUUGGAUAGAACAACUAGUCUCUUGUAUUGUUUGUGGUGGUCCGAAUUUUGUAUUGAACUUUAUCUGUGUUUGUAAUGGUUGCAAUAGGGGAUUUCACCAAACUUGUCAUAAACCCGAAAUAACCGAUAGGGAUGUCAAUCGUCAAAAUGCUUUAGGUGAUACGUGGUAUUGCAGAGAUUGUCAUCUCAAGAAUGGUUUAGAAAGUAAUAACACAUUGAUGAAUUGCGAAAGCAAAGUAAAUAAAGAUGACACAGUGAUUGAAUGGAGGAAACAGCAGCAGAAUGGUGAUGACAAUAAUAAGAAGUCGGAGAAUAUGAUGGAAAUUGAAGAGGAGAAUGAGGAUAAAGAGGAGAACGGGGAGGAAGGAUCAACGUGUUCAUCAACAGAAGCUGACUUCUAUUACAGAUUACUUGACCCGAAGAAUGGCCAAAGAGUUGUUCCUUCUAAUCUAUCGCCAAGUCGCCAUCGUAAAUUAUACACGACAGCUUCAGAAAUUCGAAAAUUCUUUAAAAAUUGUCCAAACACCGAUAAGGAUUUUGGUCAAGUAUUUAAACCAGAAGAUUGGACUCACACAAAAGAAAAUAUUCACGCGUCAAAAAAAUCAGUGAAAUCCUCUAAAGUGAAUAAUGCCUCUGGAAAGACUGCCAAAGUUACUGAUGAUGACGAUAAUCACGAGAAAGGGACCAAUAUUAAAGGAGCUAAAAAUAAUAAGCGUAGCUUAUCCGCAAGAAAUUCCAUCGCAUCACCCCUCAAAAAAUCAGCCGGAUCUUUAAAAAAUACGACAAUGGCUACAAGUAAAGGGGCAAUAAAUCAAUUAAAAGGUCCAACAAAUAAUACCCCAAAUAAAAGCAAAGUCUCGGAUCGAAUUGAAGAAGAGGAAAGUGAUUUUGACAUUUUAUCAUUGGUACCAGCUAAUGUAAUCCCAUGCAUGAGCUUAGGUGUCUUGUCCUUCCGAGAAGGGACCAUCGAUCCGAAAAGGGGACAAAUCAAACGAGGACAUAUUUUCCCGGUGGCCAAAUAA
Messenger RNA from Ambispora gerdemannii, 1359 nucleotides. Lineage: Eukaryota; Fungi; Glomeromycota; Glomeromycetes; Archaeosporales; Ambisporaceae. The record is from the annotation of a GenBank genome assembly.